Messenger RNA from Electrophorus electricus (electric eel), 5005 nucleotides. The record is from RefSeq and is a predicted model, not a curated record. NCBI's taxonomy places the organism in Eukaryota, Metazoa, Chordata, Actinopteri, Gymnotiformes, Gymnotidae.
UCAAGAAUUGACAGGAGAGAGAAGAAUUCAGUGAGGGGGCCACUGAGGAACCCAGAGCGCGAAAAAGCACAAGACAACAUUGGCGUUGCGGGGAAUAUUAAAGCACCAGCUAUGGGUUAGACUGGGCUGAACCAUGACUGCCAGCUGAAAGCACCUCCGACUAAAGAUGUCAGCUCCACUCGGGCCACGGGGCAGCGCAGCCUCUCCUCCUGCGGCAGCUGAACAGGCGGUGAUGCCGGACCUGAGCUACCUAACCGAGGCGGAAAAAAAGAUCAUCCUCUCGGUCAUGGACCGACAGCGGAAAGAAGAGGAGAAAGAGCAGUCCAUGCUGAAGAAAACUCCAAAUGAAGAGCCAAAGCCCCAGCUUUCUACGUGGAAUCAUUUUGUUUGUCUCUCUGAGAUGAUUAGUAAUGUUCUUCAGCUGCACUCAAAGUCUCCAGCUGAAGAGGAGACCAAAUCGAAGCUGCACCGGCAGUUCGAGACGUACAAGGACCAGGUGAAGAAGAUCGGUGAGGAGGCUCAGAAGGGCCAGGAGCCAAAGGGUGACUCUCCCGUCUGUGGGAUCUGCCACAAAACCAAGUUCGCUGACGGAUGCGGCCAUGUCUGUUCUUAUUGCCAAACCAAGUUCUGCGCUCGGUGCGGAGGCCGAGUGUCUCUGCGCUCCAACAAGGUAAUGUGGGUUUGCAACCUGUGCCGAAAACAACAAGAAAUCCUCACCAAGUCAGGGGAGUGGUUCUACAGCAGUGCUGAGGGCUGUGACCUUGGGUUGGACACCGGAGGGCCGGGAGAACCGUCCAGAGGUGCCGUACGGAAUAACUUCAACAUUGCUGUGAAAAGGCGAGGAAGGCCAUCACCAUCCAGGGACCCAAUCACGGUGUAUAACCAAAGAGAGGGGGCGGGAGGAUCGCAGCAUGCACCGGUGGGCGGUGGCAUGGCUCACUCUCCGUCCGACUACGGACGCGAAUUGGGUCUCUCCCCACGGGACUCCAGGAUGUACGAGGAACAGAGCGUCUACAGAGAUGGAUAUGGCUACAGUGAUGGCUACAGCAAUGGCAGCGCAUACCGGGAUGGGCGCGGACGCUGGCUCUCUCAGGAGCAGCGCCUGAGCGGACGGCCAGAUGACUAUGAGCUGCGUCGGCGCCGGGAAGAGGCCUACCGGGCCCAGUACCGCAGCGACCCCAACCUGGCGCGCUACCCAGUCAAGCCGCAGCCUUAUGAAGAGCAGAUGCGCAUACAUGCUGAGGUGUCACGGGCCCGGCAUGAGCGUCGCCAUAGUGACGCCUCACUGGCAUAUGGCGAGCCGGAGGAGCCUCUCUAUGCUGACGGCCUGUCGCGUCGCUCCUACUCAGUGGAGCGUGGCCCACUGUCGCCCCAUCGCAGCCCAGUGCUGGGCGACAGGAGGUGGGGGCCGGGAGACCCCAGCAGGAUGCACCGGCUGGACCCGAGUGUGGCGCUGCACAGUGCCGACAGUAUGAUGCGGACUGAGUCGCACGUCUCGAACCACACAGAGGCGGGAAUGCCCCCCUCACCGCGCAUGGCCCGCGGGCUUCGGCCGGAUGAAUACAGCCCCAUGGGCAGUUUCAGCUGCUCAGAGGAGGAGGAGCUGCUCACCACACCCGAAUACACCAGCUGUGAGGACGUGGAGCUGGAGUGUGAGUCAUUUGGUGAGAAAGGAGACAUGGAUGGUCACUGGUGGGACGGGCACCAUGCGUCUUGGCCUAGUGAAGCUUCCCCUAUGUCCAUGCACUCUGUUACAUGGCAGCCGUCGAAAGAUGCAAAAUUUCUGAUGGGACGGAUUUUGCUGAACAAGCGGCUAAAGGACGGCACAGUUCCCAGAGACACUGGCGCUCUGCUGGGCCUGAAGGUGGUUGGAGGGAGGAUGACGGAAUCUGGUCGACUUUGUGCUUUCAUCACCAAGGUGAAGAGAGGAAGUUUAGCAGAUAUUGUUGGCCAUCUCCGACCAGGUGACCAGGUGCUGGAGUGGAAUGGGAGGGUGCUGGAGGGAGCCACGUUCAAGGAAGUUUACAAUAUUAUUCUGGAGUCAAAGCUAGAACCCCAGGUGGAGCUGCUGGUCUCCCGGCCCUUUGGGGAUCUCUCCAGAGCUCCUGAGAGCACACAGGCACAGUUGGAAACAAAUUCAGGUUCCUUUGAACCUCAGAAAAUGGGGCCCUCCAUCUCAGUGACCUCUCCCAUGAGUCCGGGUGUGCUCCGGGACGCUCCACAGUACCUCUCUGGCCAGCUCUCAAGUCCAUGCCUUAAUAGAAGAACUACGCCUUUUCUCCCUAGGGUCCAGGUGAAACUGUGGUAUGAUAAAGUGGGACACCAGCUCAUUGUCACCAUCCUGGGAGCCAAAGAUCUGCCUCCACGGGAGGACGGGCGACCCAGGAACCCUUACGUCAAAAUCUACUUCCUUCCUGAUAGAAGUGAUAAAAGCAAAAGGAGAACAAAGACGGUGAAGAAGUCGCUCGAGCCGAGGUGGAACCAAACAUUUAUGUAUUCGCCUGUGCACAUGCGCGAGUUCCGGGAGCGCAUGCUUGAGAUCACGGUGUGGGACCAGGCUUGCGUGCGCGAGGAAGAGAGCGAAUUCCUCGGCGAGAUUCUCAUAGAGCUGGAGACGGCCUUGUUCGAUGAUGUGCCUCACUGGUAUAAACUGCAGACCCAUGACCACACCUCUAUGCCCCUACCUAACCCCUCCCCCUACAUGCAGAGACGCCUCCUUCAGGGGGAGGCACACGGUCGCAGGCUGCAGAACCAAGGCCCAUAUUAUUACAGCCAAGGAUCACAGCGGAUCAGUGAUGGCGAAUACUCUGACUAUGACUGCGAUGAUGGAGUCGGUGUGAUAGCAGAUUACCGGCCCAAUGGCAGAGAUUUCCAGAGCUCUACCCUGUCUGUUCCGGAGCAGGUCAUGUCAUCCAGUCACCGCUCCCGAUCUGAAAUGAUGCGCACGCGCUCUCGCUCUCCCAGUGUCCCACCCCCACAGAGUCGAAGUUUAGACCAUGGAGUGCGAGGAGCACCUUCCUUCUAUGCCUCCCGCCAUCGGCUGUCUGAAGACUGGUACUUUUCAGACAGGUACAGCCGCAGUGUGGCGAACAGACAUUACAGGUCCAGGUCAGCUGACCAGAGAUCCAUGAUGGAGAGACCUGUCUACACCCGCUCACGCUCGACUGAGCGCCCCGAAUCAGCCUACAUGAGGUCCAUGCCAUCCUUACCCUCCAGGAGAUCUGCCCCUCCCUCUCCUGCUCUAACGAGGGCAAACCCACAUGCUGGGUCAGUCCAAACCAGCCCUGCAAGUACCCCAGCCUGCAGCCGGGUGGGCCGACAGCUGCCCCAUGUCCCACCCUUGGGGUCUAUGGACAGGAAUGGUGGUGAGGCAGUGACUGAAACUUAUGAAGAGGUGACGUGGGAAGACCAGCAGCAGAGCAGAGCCAUGGCAGAGCCAGUGACAGAAAAUGGAAAUGCAGGUUCUCUGAUGGAUCCAUCCAGGCGAGAGGCAGACGGCCAACCCAUGAAAUCGUCGGACAGUGAAGUGAGUGACCUUUCGAGUGUGUCUCGGCUGAGCAGCGCCAGCUACGUGUCCGCUCAGUCCGAAAGGGCACGCACCACCCGCAAGAUCAGCCGUUCCGAGGCUGUGAAGAGCCAGUCCCAGGGGGAGGAGGGCGUUGUGGCGCAGGGCACAGGUCCCCCGGCGGGAGGAGCAGACGGGGCAGGGGCAGGAGGCGGAGAAUGCAUGAUUAUUAAAAAAGACGAGAAGGUGCAAGAGGAGUUCAUAGACAUAGCAGCACCUGUAGCUGAUGGCAGUGAGUUUACGUCCAAAAUGAAAAACAGUGCUCCAUCAGAUGCCCCCAGCUCCAACAUCACCAAGAGCUCGAGUGUGGGUGGGGACAUGUGCACCCUGGGCCGAACCGAGGAGGAGGAGGAAGAGAAGAACAGACGCUCUAGCUUCGGAACCAAGAUGGUCACCAUGGUGAACAUGGGCAAGAAAAGCCAGAGCACCUCCCAGCUGGGCCCUGAAGAGGAUGCAAAGAAGAAGAAGGCUGGCCGUCUGUCAAUCCAGAGGAGUGUGGAGACGGGAUUGGCCGUGGAGAUGAAGAGUAGGAUGACUCGACAGCCCAGCCAAGAGGUGGCUGAAGAUGGAGACAAGUCCAAGCUUGGGAAUCUCAUCUUCCCUGGCAUAAAGCUCUCAACAGACAGCCAGUUUACAGAAUUUUUGGAUGGGUUAGGCCCCGCCCAACUUGCUGGGCGCCAAACGCUAGCCACGCCUCCAAUGGGCGACAUCCAGAUUGGUAUGGUUCACAGGAAAGAGCGGCUGGAUGUGGAGGUGAUCCGUGCCAGAGGACUGGUGGGCAAAGGUGGCAACAAACAGACACCAGCUCCCUAUGUUAAAGUGUACCUGCUACACAACGGCAAGUGUAUCAACAAGAAGAAGACACGUGCGGCAAGGAAAACCCUGGAUCCUCUGUACCAGCAACAGCUGCAGUUCGAGGAGAAUCCAGAAGGCAAGAUUUUACAGAUCAUUGUGUGGGGGGACUAUGGCCGCAUGGACCAUAAGUCCUUUAUGGGUGCUGCCCAGAUACUAUUGGAUGACCUGGACCUCACCAACAUGGUCAUUGGCUGGUACAAGCUGUUCCCACCCACCUCGCUGGUGGACCCCACGCUGGCACCUCUGACCAACAGGGCCCCGGAGGGGGUGGCAGACGGCUCCAGUGUGCGCUCGUAGCCAGUGGGCAGCCAGCGUGGGGCUUGGGACUGCGGGGGGGGAGUUUUGGGGAAGAUGCUUGAUUCAGGCCCCUCCCAUCAUCUGAGCCCAUGGGAUGGGAGGCUGGGUAGCAGCCUGUGUCCUUCUGCCAAAUGAAAAGCAACAGGACAAGGGAGAGGAGUCAGCCACACAGAAGGACAACAGAGCUGAACGCCGCGGACAUACGUGCAGACUGACAUGGUGUGGACGAUCGUGUGGCUGCAGUGAAGAAAACCCCACAGAAUUGAUUUUUUUUUUUUUUUUUUUUUA